Messenger RNA from Penicillium waksmanii, 1020 nucleotides. RefSeq lists its product as uncharacterized. The transcript has 2 exons. Bases 1 to 1020 code for a protein of 339 amino acids. NCBI's taxonomy places the organism in Eukaryota, Fungi, Ascomycota, Eurotiomycetes, Eurotiales, Aspergillaceae. The record is from RefSeq and is a predicted model, not a curated record.
AUGGACCAAUCCAUCUAUGACAGCUUUCGCUGGCUGGAUGAAGAUGGCGAUCUUGACCUCUCGCUGGACGAGUACCACUCGCACGUUGCCAAUGCCGCGACAGGCAAGGCCAAAAUGCCUCGACUUCCCUCCUUUCGACGCUCGCUCUCCUUUUCCACAAACACCAUGAAGCACCGAGCUUCACCGUCCAUGCCAAUCCGAGCUUUCCCAUCUAGCCAUACCAUCCAACCUUUAUCACCACUCCCGCCUCUCUCCCCUCUCUCCCCAAUCACCCCAAUCACCCCGCGCUCCAAUCGCCGCUCAACGAUAUCCCGGCCUCCAUCCCGCCGUCUGCAAAGCAGCCACGCUGCCAAAUCGUCCACUUCCAGCAUCGACCCAUCAGCCCAGUACUACCAUGAUCCCGACGCCCGACUCAAACUCCGAGUCUACCUCGCCUCACCGCAGAAAUUCGACGAGGCAAUCGAAUUCGGAUUCCCCUCUCUAGACCAAAUCCACAACCCGCAAAACAAGGAGAAUAUCUCCCCAGAACCAACAUCCCCCCGACCAUCUCGCAGCUGCGCGGGAACCUUCUUCGAAGACGACGACGGAAACGUCGUCGGUAGCCCGGGCGACUCAAUCGAAGAACCCCCCCAUGCCAAUCUCCGCUUCUGCGCCGGGUUCCGGACACGGAGGCCUCAGAUGCAAAGUUUCCCCCGCCUCUCAAUGCGAGAUACUCCCCGCCCUUCCGUCGAUACACAUACGCAUACCCCAUCCCUCCUCCAACGCCGUCAAUCCAUCCUCCCCAAAUCAACCAGCAAGACUCCUCACCGCCUCCCGGGUAAUCGCGAGAUGACUCUGAAAAUGACUCUCACCCGCCCGGACCUGCGUGAGGAAUCUCCGACCCCGUCUGCCACGCCUGAUGAUCCUUUGCGUCUGGCGGAGCUUCCGCCGGCUGAUCGCACGCAGCAGAUUUGGGAUGAUUUGGAUGAGGAGCAGGGUGUUGUGAAGAAGAUGUGGAGGAAGUUACGGCGGAGGGUGUGA